UCCUCUCCUCUGCUCUCCAUUUGCUCGCGGCAGAUUGAGUGUGCCCGUGUGAGAUAGAAUCUUUUUGCCCUUCAAAAAGAGCAAAGUGGCAGUGCUUUUCCCUCCGGUUCCUCGUUUUGGUAGUAUUCCAUUGUUCCUAUUACCACUUCCCAACGAACUAACCGAAGCCCCGGAUACAACAAAAGAGAAGACGCAAAGGAAUCAUCAGAAGCAGCAGCAGCACGCGACCAUGGGCGACGCCGCCUCCAACCAACCUGUUCUUGCGGCGAGCGAUCUUGGCCAAUCGAACUUGGACGCCGGCGCCGGCGCGGGAGCAGUCGGCGGCGGCGGGUUCAUCGCCCUCGACGUCAGCGCCCUCUCCUCGCUCGCCGGCGACGGCCCGGACACCACGGCGGCGCCACCACGGACACCGAAGGUGGUGAGGUCGCUGUCGAGGAAGGGGGAAAGGAAGCCGGCCGACGGCGACGGCAAUGGCGCCGCCGGGACAGGCAAGAGGCCGCCGCUGUCGCCGCUCUUCGUGCAUGUGGCGGCCGCCGACGACAUGGGCGGCCUCGGCCGGCUCGUCCACACGCCGGUGGCCGGCACGCCGGGAGGGAAGUCCCGGCGGCUCGGGCGGCAGCCGGCGGCGCCGUGGCUCGAUCCCCGGAGGGUGGUCUUCUUCUUCGCCACACUGUCAAGCGUUGGAACGUUGAUCCUGCUUUACUUCACACUCUCCAUGAGCAAGAUGGGCGGCGACAGCGGCGGCGGCGGCAGCAGCGAUGCUCGGUGAAACGCCGGCUGUUGAAACUGAAGAAAAAUUUUCGUUUUGUUCUCAAACCUCAAUGCAAUCUGUAAAGGAGGCAUGAUGUUGCUACAAAGACCCAGGCAUCAAAAAAACUGAUGCUCUUCUAAGGGUCAAGGAAGAAUAUAGAGUGAAUGGCAGUGAAGAGAUCAGGCUGAAUGGGGUCUGAUGGUGAAGUAUGCGAUGGUAGUUGCAUUCUCUUCUCUGUUGCUGUCAUGAUUUCUUCAGUUAUUUUUCUCUUCUUUUUUUUGCAUAAAAAGGGGUACAUCAUACAUGUCGCUUUGAAGCGAUGAUACUAGAUUUUUCAUCCUUGAUGUUGUUGCAGACACACAAACAAUCAAAAAUACAAAUGGACACAGAUGUAUUUGAAAGAA
Oryza sativa Japonica Group (Japanese rice) is the source of this 1155-nucleotide messenger RNA. The record is from RefSeq and is a predicted model, not a curated record. NCBI's taxonomy places the organism in Eukaryota, Viridiplantae, Streptophyta, Magnoliopsida, Poales, Poaceae.